AUGCGUUCGGUACUCGACGAAAUCACUGCCGAGGACCGCGACUUCAUCGACGAUGGAUCGCUCGACGAAAUGUCCGACGACGAAUCCAGGUGGCGACAAGAACUCCGAGAUAUCACCGGCUACGAUCCCUCCAAAUUCGCCAACAUGCCCGAAGAAGAAGCUCGGGAAUCCACAUGUGCCAUGAUCACUUACGAAGAACGAAUUUCCGAACGCAUCGCCCGAAAGGAGGAUCUGGAGGAAUUCAAAAAAGCCCAGGAAAUGAGUGAUGAUGAGGAUGAUGAUGAUGAAUGA
This is a messenger RNA of Gregarina niphandrodes, 291 nucleotides long. RefSeq lists its product as hypothetical. Lineage: Eukaryota; Apicomplexa; Conoidasida; Eugregarinorida; Gregarinidae. The transcript has 2 exons. The coding region runs from base 1 to 291 and encodes 96 amino acids. The record is from RefSeq and is a predicted model, not a curated record.